AUGUAUGGACAACAUCUGGUUUUUCUUUUCAGUAAUGGUGCCGGCCGUAGUGGAGCCUUUUUGGCUUUGGAUGCCAACCUGGAAUUGAUGAAGAAGACCGGUCAACUGGACGUUUAUGAAUAUGCGAAAACGCUUGUCAAUUCACGCCAACAUCUAAUUGAUAGCGUUGAUCAGUAUCAAUUCAUCUAUGAGGCUCUGGCCGAGGCAGUGAUGUGCAACGUGCAACCGAUUCAAAUGCAUCAAUUAAAGAAUCGGAGUUCGAUGUAUAAAGCGAAGAAGAAUCGAGAACUUAUGGAGUCACAAGACAACCAUGAGAAUAAGUUAUUACUACAUCUCACGCAUCCUCUUCGCAUCGGCGACUGCGCAGGAGGCCAUCGUCUAGAGAAUCGAGGCAAAAAUCGUGACGUUAUGGUGGUUCCACCCGAUCACGCUCGACCGUACCUUCAGACUCUGCACGGUGAAAGCAAAGACUAUACAUAUAUCAAUGCGGUGGAAGUGGAUGGUUUUACUAGGAAAGCGGAGUUUAUAGUGACGGAAUGGCCGAAACAGAGUACAAUCGACUCAUUCUGGACGCUCAUUUACGAUCAUUCCUGUCAUACCGUCGUCAAUUUGAGCAAUCAGGGAAAUCCUCGGCAAUAUCCGACAUUUAUACACAACAAAGGCAAAGCAAAUUAUGGUCCAUUCAUUGUGGAAGUCAUCAACUACCAUCAAUAUCCAGCGAUGACAUCACAUAUGGUCAAAGUGAUGAAAAGGGUUAGUACGUUCAUGAUUUCGGAUAUCAUGUCAAACGCUGCAAGCAAUCAACAGAUAGAUACGGAAGUUCGGAUUUGCUGCGUCAUUCAGGUGAGGAUGUGGCCCAUUGAGAAUAAGGUGCCAUUGUCUACCACGGGUCUCAUGGAUGUCAUCAAAAUGGCCCGAAGUUGGCGACGGCGAGCUCCUGAUCGACCAGAAAGCAAACCAACGAUAGUGAUGUCUCAUAAUGGAGUUUCUCGGGUCGGGGUGUAUAUUGGAGCCAAUAUAUGUAUCGACCAAAUGGACACGGAUCAUGAAGUUGAUGUGUUUCAUGCGGUGAAAAUGAUGCGAAUCAAUCGACCGCAGCUCAUCGAUAUGAAGGACGAAUACAAAUAUCUAUACGAUUUGAUGCUGCAUUGGUACAUGACAAAUCCGGAGUACCGUGUCCACGACAAGGACAUUUCUGACGACGAAAGCGGUGGUGGCUCAAAGCCUCCCUCACAGCGACAGUCACUUCGGGACAAAGAUCGUUUUCUGCGAGGACAGAAUUCGAUACGUAAAGAUUCUCGUAAAAAUGCAGAAAACUCCUAA
Haemonchus placei is the source of this 1323-nucleotide messenger RNA. Lineage: Eukaryota; Metazoa; Nematoda; Chromadorea; Rhabditida; Trichostrongylidae. The record is from the annotation of a GenBank genome assembly.